This is a messenger RNA of Setaria italica (foxtail millet), 1375 nucleotides long. RefSeq lists its product as uncharacterized. The transcript has 6 exons. The record is from RefSeq and is a predicted model, not a curated record. Gene Ontology annotation, biological process: chloroplast organization; thylakoid membrane organization. Bases 398 to 853 code for a protein of 151 amino acids. Gene Ontology annotation, cellular component: chloroplast. Lineage: Eukaryota; Viridiplantae; Streptophyta; Magnoliopsida; Poales; Poaceae.
UUCUGCGCCUGGAUUCGGCCCAGCCGGCCCAACAUCACAGCACAUCCCACCUCCUGCCCUACUCCCGUGACCCGUCGGGCGUCGGGCGUCGGCUCUCCCACGCGCAGCCGCCUCACGCAGCGCAUCGCCGCAUUCUCCCGCUCGACCUGACGGCUGACGCAGCGCCUCCGCCUCUCGUCGGCCGCCGUCCGCUGGCCGCCGUCCGUGAGGCCGCCUCCUGCCAGCCUCCGUCCGCCUCCCGCGGCCACGGGCCGCGAGGCCGCCUCCGGCCGGCCGCAGGCUGCCUCCCGUCGGCCUCCGUCCGCCCGUGAUUACUCCCGUCGGCCUCCGGCGUAAGGAGCCCCAGCCCCUGUUCAGGUAUUAUGAACUAUGCAGCAGGCAUUGAGUUGCAUCCACAAUGUCCCAACUUGGAACAUGUUCAUUGCCUGGAGCUGCAAUCUAUGGCACUUCAACUAGGAGGUUUGGAGGUUCACAAUUUCAGCAACCUAAGGUUAAUCGCAUCUCAUUUGAACAGAAAGUGUCUGCUAAAACAACAUUGAGAAGUAUGAGGUGUAAAGCUACUCAAACCCAAAGCGUCCAAAAGAAAUCUUCAAGUGCAACUGUUCAACGUGAUAAGAAAGGGAAAGUUCAAGGGCCGAAGCUGGACGAUGGAAGUGGUGGGUUCCCUCCGUUCCGCUUCGGCAAAGGUGGGGGCGGUGGUGGAGGUGGCGGGGGUGGCAGCAACUACUUCGGCGGAUUCCUUCUCUUCUCCUGUGUGUUGCUCCUGGAUUACCUGAAGGAGUUUGAGAAGUACCUGCUUACUCGGAAGCACCGAGGUGGAGACGACGCCAGCAACGGGCUGCUACAACCAUGAUCACCCUUCGCCAGUCUCACUAGCACUAGCUACUCGUUUCUGUUGUAAUGAAGAAGGCUUCUGGUUGUGGCUGCCAUUUGGAACAUAACAUGUGACUGUCAUGGUAGUUUAUGUUCUCUUUCUGAUGGACUUCUGAGAAAGAUCAUGUUGGACUUGAGACUCAAAUUACAGGACUGUGGGUAGUUUAUGUUGACUUUCUGAUGGACUUCUGAGAAAGAUCAUGUCGGACUUGAGACUCAAAUUACAGGACUGCGUCGGAGAUGCCGGAAGUUCCUUCAAGUAGGCUGCUGAGCUGGAGAUACGAAUCUAGUGUAACGUAGCGUGCCUGUUUCAGAUGUAAUCCUAUCGUCAUUGGUGUGGAACGCUUGCCGACUGAAAUGUAGAAUCAGUUGACUGGAAAUUUGGCCGCCGUUCUCUACGGUGACUUAUGCUUUCCUAUUCGCUGAGGUUUGUGACUGUCGAAAUUGAGGUGUAAGCUGGCAGAGCAAGUUGUGUAUCAUUUCUGGUUGGUUUACGGGGAAA